AUGGUGUCCGUGCUGUUCGUGUGUCUGGGCAACAUCUGCCGCAGCCCCGCUGGCGAGGCCGUGCUCAAGGGCAUCGUGGCCAAGAAGGCGGGCGCCGACGCGUCCUCGUUCCACAUCGACUCGUGCGGCACCGGCGGCGGCAACCCCAACUGGUACGGCGCCGGCGGCUGGUCGUACCACGAGGGCGACGCGGCCGACUCGCGCAUGACCAAGGAGGCCAAGAAGCGCGGCUAUGCCAUGACAUCGCGCUCGCGGCCGCUCAACAAGCAGGACAUCGACGAGUUCGACUACAUCAUCUGCAUGGAGGACAAGAACAAGACGGCGGUGCUCGAGGCCGCGGAGGCCUGGGGCGGCGCGCCGUGUCGCGACCUCGCCAAGCAGAAGAUCUCCAUGAUGACCAACUACUGCAAGACCUUCAAGGACGCCACGCGCGUGCCCGAUCCGUGGUACGAAGGCGGAUUCGAUCAUGUGCUUGAUCUAUUGGAGGACGCCUGCGACGGACUCUACGACCACAUUGUGGCCAACAAGAAGUAG
This is a messenger RNA of Phytophthora sojae, 534 nucleotides long. RefSeq lists its product as hypothetical. The transcript has a single exon. Lineage: Eukaryota; Oomycota; Peronosporomycetes; Peronosporales; Peronosporaceae. The record is from RefSeq and is a predicted model, not a curated record. Bases 1 to 534 code for a protein of 177 amino acids.